AUGUCUACCCAACCCCCUCACAACACCCUGCUCAUCCCGGGCCCCAUCGAAUUCGACGAUGCCGUCCUCCAGUCCAUGUCCCACUACGCCGAGAGCCAUGUCGCUCCCGGCUUCGUGAAGGUCUUCGGCGAGACCUUGACCCUCACCCGCAAGCUCUUCCAAUCCACCAACCCCUCCGCGCAGCCUUUCAUUAUCGCCGGCAGUGGCACCCUCGGUUGGGAUCUGGUUUCCGCCAACCUUAUCGAGAAGGGUGAGAACGCCCUGGUCCUGAACACCGGCUACUUCGGUGAUUCGUUCGGCAGGUGCCUGGAGACCUACGGCGCCCAGGUUACGCACCUUCGCGCCCCGAUUGGUGACCGCCCUUCCUUCGAGGAAAUCGAGCAGGCCCUUAAGGAGAAGUCCUACAAGGUCAUCACUGCCACCCAUGUCGACACUUCCACCGGUGUCCUCAAUGACAUCAAGACUAUUGCUCAGAUCGUCCGUCGCGUCAGCCCCAAUACCCUGGUUAUUGUCGACGGUGUGUGCAGUGUCGGUUCCGAGGAGAUCGCCUUCGACGAGUGGGACCUUGAUGCCGUGGUCACUGCCUCUCAGAAGGCCAUCGGCUGCCCUCCCGGUCUGAGCAUCGUGAUGACCUCCGGCCGCGCCAUCCAGGCCGCAACUGCCCGCAAGACCCCCGCCGGCGCUUUCUACGCCUCCAUUGCCAACUGGCUCCCCAUCAUGCAGAACUAUGAGAACAACAAGCCCUCGUACUUUGCUACCCCUCCCACUCAGCUCAUCCACGCCCUGCACACUACUCUUAGCCAGAUCACCGCUCGCCCCAUGUCCGAGCGUUUCGCUAUCCACACUGAAGCCUCAGACCGCGUCAAGGCCGCUGUCGCCGAGCUCGGCCUGACCCAGCUGGCUCCCAAGCCCGAAUGCCAGGCUCACGGCAUGACCGCCAUGUACCUGCCCGAGGGUCUGAUUGCGCCGGACGUUCUGCCCGGUCUGCUGAAGCGUGGUGUGAUCUUUGCAGCUGGCCUGCACAAGGAGAUCGCUCCUAAGUAUAUCCGCUUCGGUCACAUGGGUGUCAGUAUCUCUGACCCCAACCGUAAGGAUGUUGACAACGCCCUGGCGGCGCUUAAGGAAUCUCUCGGUGAGGCCAAGCAGGCCAAGGGCUUGUAA
Messenger RNA from Penicillium atrosanguineum, 1161 nucleotides. Its product is annotated as alanine--glyoxylate transaminase. The coding region runs from base 1 to 1161 and encodes 386 amino acids. Gene Ontology annotation, cellular component: peroxisome. Gene Ontology annotation, molecular function: L-alanine:glyoxylate transaminase activity; L-serine:pyruvate transaminase activity. The record is from RefSeq and is a predicted model, not a curated record. The transcript has 2 exons. Lineage: Eukaryota; Fungi; Ascomycota; Eurotiomycetes; Eurotiales; Aspergillaceae.